Molecule: messenger RNA, 1680 nt
Organism: Diaporthe citri
Lineage: Eukaryota; Fungi; Ascomycota; Sordariomycetes; Diaporthales; Diaporthaceae
Exons: 8
Coding region: 1-1680 (559 amino acids)
Cellular component (GO): cytosol; intracellular membrane-bounded organelle; membrane
Molecular function (GO): sterol binding
Source: RefSeq, a predicted model, not a curated record
AUGGGUAAGCCCGAGUCCAAAAACUCCAUGAAAUGCGUUUGCAUCACAAUGGUGGCAGCUGUCGACGAAGAGGUCGUCUGCUGGCGAGUCCGAGACAAGCUCGUCAUCAGUGCCAAUGACAUGAUCAACGCCCUGGAUGCUAUAAAACCAGCGGAUGGCAGCAGAGGAUCUGUCGAUGAGGGCAGAGGGGACCAAGGUGAAGAUGAGACCGUCAUAGAAGCCGACCAGGGAAAUGUGCUCGGGCACAUUAUAUCCCAGCUCAGGCCUGGUGCAGACCUGAGCCGGGUCACGCUUCCAACAUUCAUUCUUGAACCUCGUAGCAUGCUCGAGCGGAUCACCAACUUCAUGUGCCACCCGGAAAUGCUCCUACCCAUCCCGAAGAUGGACGAUCCCACAGACAGAUUCGUAUCCGUCGUGAAAUUCUACCUAAGCGGUUGGCAUAUCCGUCCUCCGGGAGUCAAAAAACCUCUGAACCCUAUUCUCGGCGAGAUCUUCACUUGCUAUUGGGACUUUCCAGACAACACACGAGCAUACUACAUCUCCGAGCAGACCUCUCACCACCCACCGAAAUCAAGCUACUUCUACAUGGCUCCUGACCACCACAUCAGAGUCGAUGGAUGUCUAAAACCAAAGAGCAAAUUCCUGGGAAACUCAGCAGCAAGUCUGAUGGAGGGCACGGCGACACUCACAUUCUUGAACAGGGGCAAGGACCCGCAGAAGGGCGAGCGAUACUUCCUCACGCAGCCGAACAUGUACGCAAGAGGAAUCCUCUUUGGCAAGAUGAAGUAUGAGCUCGGCGAUCACAGUUUCGUUCGGUGCCCCGAGCUGGGCCUUGUCGCAGAUUUGGAAUUCAAGACAAAGGGCUGGGUGGGUGGCACGUACAAUGCCAUCGGCGGUACCAUCAGGAAUGAGAAGACGGGCGAGGCGUUGUACGAGUUCUCUGGGUUGUGGAGUGACGAGAUGGUCAUCAAAAACCUAAAGACUGGACACAAGGAUGCAUUCUUCAAUGCACACCGCUCAAAGCCGUCGCCUCCCCAGGUCAGACCCAUAGAAGAGCAAGAUGAGAAGGAGUCACAACGGCUAUGGCGCAAGACUGCUCAAGCUGUGAAAGACAGGAACCACGAACUCGCUACAGACGAGAAGACCAAGAUCGAGGACGCGCAAAGAGAUGAAGCUGCCAAGAGAGCCCAAGACGGGGUUGAGUGGCACCCUCGUCUCUUCAGGAGAGUCAGAGGUGGUCCUGGUGGCUCCGAGGAAGGAGAGGAAGACCUUGAAUGGAUAAUCAACGCAAAACUCGACCCGACUGACCCAAAGAAACAAAUCGAACAAAUUCUGGACAUAUAUCCAAUCUCACCAGGUCAGAAAGCCAACACGACUCGCUCGAUUCCUCCCAGGGCUAGCAUCAGCGAGGCUCCACCACCUCAACCGAAGCAGGAUGAUUUGAUAGAUUUCGGUCAGGACGAUACCCCAGCGGAGCUUCCCAAGCCGAUACAACACCAACUCAAGGAUGACCCCAAGGUAGAGAGCACAGGGGAGAUUUCCGGGAUGCUCAAGUCUACUGGCAAGGCAUCCGAAGGACCGCUGAUCGAUUUCCAUGACGACCUGAAGAAGAAUGUUCCGGACAUUCGAAGAUCAGACACAACCGGGUCUAAUGACGUUUUUGUAGAUGCGAAGGAGUAG